This is a messenger RNA of Paramecium sonneborni, 418 nucleotides long. The record is from the annotation of a GenBank genome assembly. NCBI's taxonomy places the organism in Eukaryota, Ciliophora, Oligohymenophorea, Peniculida, Parameciidae.
AUGAAAAUAUAUUUUUCAACCCAUUAGUUUAUUAAAUUAAUGUAAAGGAUGAAAAAUUUGAUGAAAUAAAUAUAAAUGAUAUAAAUAUUGAAUUAUAAUUAUCGAUUAAAUAAGAAUUAUACUUAAAGAAAUACAAUUAGAAAACUAAUAGACUUACGAAUUUAAUGGAAAAGAAAGGCUAUUUAGUUAUAUUUUGAAUGAAGAAGAUGAUUUAGAAAUUAUUUUAUUAAGAAAUAGAAACAAUGAGUAUUUAUAUCAUGAUAAGAAUUACCUAUAAGAUGGUGAAAUUAUUAUGAAUAAAAACUAAUUCAAAUUAAGUCAAAUAUUUCAGAUUGCUUUUAACUACAUAAACUUGAUUAAUAAACCUAUAUUAUUUAAUGUAAGUCUAAUUAAAAUAGUACAAUAAUAUAAAUUCUGA